This is a messenger RNA of Aphanomyces invadans, 1842 nucleotides long. RefSeq lists its product as hypothetical. Gene Ontology annotation, biological process: proteolysis. The record is from RefSeq and is a predicted model, not a curated record. The transcript has a single exon. NCBI's taxonomy places the organism in Eukaryota, Oomycota, Saprolegniomycetes, Saprolegniales, Verrucalvaceae. Gene Ontology annotation, molecular function: serine-type exopeptidase activity; dipeptidyl-peptidase activity. Bases 54 to 1649 code for a protein of 531 amino acids.
GAUGGAGAAAAUCAAGUGGCCAUUUCCCAUUCAUCCGACCACCAUUGACGAGUAUGGAAUCUGCGCCAUUGAUGAGUCCCCUGCUGCCGUCUCGCCAGCCCUCUGCGAUGUCGACAAAGGCUAUUGCGGCUAUGCUUGCGACGGUCGCCGGGGCGCUGGUAUACGUAGCCUCCUCCCCAAGGGCAUCGAGAGUGGCCGACAUGUUCGCAGGUGAAACCAUAGACAUGAGCCACAAGCGCGGCCAGCCCACCGAGUCGUUCGAGGGCGACCUUCGCCUUCGAUGCAACGAAACGUACAUCACCCAAACAUUGGAUCACUUUACGGCUCACCACGGCACGUACGAGCAGCGGUACUUCACGUGCUCCGAACACUGGAAGUCCCCGAACGGACCGAUCUUCUUUUACACGGGCCACGAGAGCGACGCCGAGAGCUUCCUCAAGGCGACGGGACUCAUGUGGGAGAACGCGGCGGAGUUUGGCGCGCUCUUGGUCUUUGCCGAACACCGAUACUUCGGCAAGUCGUUCCCAAAGAUCGCCAACGCGUCGUACAUUGAAAGCCUGCGAUGGCUGUCGUCAGAGCAAGCGCUGGCCGACUACUCAGUUCUCGUCAAGCAUUUGAAAACGACUUUGCACGCCGAAGCCAGUCCGGUCAUCUCGUUUGGCGGGUCGUACGCAGGCAUGUUGUCCGCCUGGUUUCGAAUGAAAUACCCGUUUGUCGUGGACGGCGCGAUCUCUUCGUCGGCGCCGCUGCUAGCGUUCAAGGGCCAGAACCCUCCAGUUGACCCGGAAGCGUUCUCACGCAUAACGACCUUUGUCGGAACUCCUGCGGCCGGUUCAGCUGCCAACUGUGUCCCAAAUAUCCGCAAAGCGCAACAAGUGAUUGCUUCGUGGGGUGCUACUGCCGAGGGCCGUGCCAAGUUGACUACGGCGCUUGGUUUGUGCUCGGUGCCGCCGUCCCAAGACGUUGCGAUCGAAAUCAGCGACAGCUUGGUUAGCACGUACACGGAAUUGGCGGAAGGCAACUACCCGUGGCCGUCCGACUACUUUGGGGACCUGCCCGCGAACCCGUACCGCGUCGCCUGCGACCACUUGAAGGACGAUUUUGCCAACGACGAGGCCGCACUCUUGGCUGGCUUUCGCGCAAGUGUCGGCGUUGCGACCAACUCGACGGGGGAGCUUCGAUGCGUGGACUGGAACUCGACGUACCCCAUUGAAUCGGAAAACUUGUGGUCGUACUUGGCUUGCUCCGAGCUGUACAUGGUCAUCAACGACCAAGACGGCGUCCGCGACUUCUUCCGCCCGUCCAAGCAAAACGAAACAGCGGACGCUGAACAGUGCCUAGCCAAGUGGGGGGUCGAGCUCCGUCCUCUCUGGGCCAACACGCAGUACGGUGGCUGGGACGGCAUUCGCGCUGCGUCCAACAUCGUGUUUUCGAACGGCAACUUCGACCCGUGGGGUGGUUACGGCGUGUGGGAAUCGCAAAGCGCCUCGGUGAUUGCCAUCGCGAUCGACCAAGGCGGGCAUCAUUUGGACCUCAUGUUCAGCAACGAAGCGGACCCGCAGUCCGUCCGCGAUGCCCGCGAGCUCGAAAAGAAGGAAAUCCGCAAGUGGAUUGACCAAAAGCGCAACGCCCCAGCUGACUCUGUGUAGACGAAAAUGCAUGUCGCGUCCCCAAGCGUAAAAUAGUCGAUGUGUCCUUGAAUCUGUGGGCUUGCAACCCUUCCCUUGAUGUUUGUUGCACGUCAAGGGCUUGCUCCAAGGAAACUCUCGUGACACUACCCAUCUCACUCUGCGGUGCCACGCCUUGCCGUCCAUUGCACUUGACCAACACGUGCAUGCUUCA